GAGCGGCAAGGCCGCGAGGAGCCGAGCAGGGUGCGGUGAGGCGCGCAGAUCACCGCCGUUCCUGGGCAGGGUACCGGAGGCUGAGCGAGGCUGACCUGCUGCAGCUCCCGCCUCGCGCGCUCGCCUCACCCCGCCGUCGCCCGAGCGCUCGAGAAAGCCCUCUCGGGAGAAGUAGCGCCUGUUCCCUGGGGCAGAUCCAGGUUCAGGUCCUGGCUCUAAGUCACCAUGGCGCAGCAAGCUGCCGAUAAGUAUCUCUAUGUGGAUAAAAACUUCAUCAAUAACCCAUUGGCCCAGGCCGACUGGGCCGCCAAGAAGCUGGUAUGGGUGCCUUCCGACAAGAGUGGCUUUGAGCCCGCCAGCCUCAAGGAAGAGAUCGGCGAGGAGGCCAUCGUGGAGCUGGUGGAGAACGGGAAGAAGGUGAAGGUGAACAAGGAUGAUAUCCAGAAGAUGAACCCACCGAAGUUCUCCAAGGUGGAGGACAUGGCGGAGCUCACGUGUCUCAACGAAGCCUCGGUGCUGCACAACCUCAAGGAGCGUUACUACUCAGGGCUCAUCUACACCUACUCAGGCCUGUUCUGUGUGGUCAUCAACCCUUAUAAGAACCUGCCCAUCUACUCCGAAGAGAUCGUGGAAAUGUACAAGGGCAAGAAGAGGCAUGAGAUGCCCCCCCACAUCUAUGCCAUCACAGACACUGCCUACAGAAGUAUGAUGCAGGACCGAGAGGACCAGUCCAUUUUGUGCACGGGCGAGUCUGGAGCCGGCAAGACAGAGAACACCAAGAAAGUCAUCCAGUACCUGGCUCAUGUGGCGUCAUCCCACAAGAGCAAGAAGGACCAGGGUGAGCUGGAGCGGCAGCUGCUGCAGGCCAACCCCAUCCUGGAGGCCUUCGGGAACGCCAAGACCGUCAAGAACGACAACUCCUCUCGAUUCGGCAAGUUCAUUCGCAUUAACUUUGAUGUCAAUGGCUACAUCGUGGGAGCCAACAUUGAGACUUACCUCCUGGAGAAAUCUCGUGCCAUCCGCCAAGCCAAGGAAGAGCGGACCUUCCACAUCUUCUACUACCUGCUGUCUGGGGCUGGGGAGCACCUCAAGACUGAUCUCCUGCUGGAGCCGUACAACAAAUACCGCUUCCUGUCCAACGGGCAUGUCACCAUCCCCGGGCAGCAGGACAAGGACAUGUUCCAGGAGACCAUGGAGGCCAUGCGGAUUAUGGGCAUCCCAGAGGAGGAGCAGAUGGGCCUGCUGCGGGUCAUCUCGGGGGUCCUCCAGCUUGGCAACAUCGUCUUCAAGAAGGAGCGUAACACCGACCAGGCAUCUAUGCCCGACAACACAGCUGCCCAAAAAGUGUCCCACCUGUUGGGUAUCAACGUGACCGAUUUCACCAGAGGAAUCCUCACCCCUCGCAUCAAGGUGGGACGGGAUUACGUCCAGAAGGCGCAGACGAAGGAGCAGGCUGACUUCGCCAUCGAGGCCUUGGCCAAGGCCACCUAUGAGCGCAUGUUCCGCUGGCUGGUCCUGCGCAUCAACAAGGCUCUGGACAAGACCAAGAGGCAGGGCGCCUCGUUCAUCGGCAUCCUGGACAUCGCCGGCUUCGAGAUCUUUGAUCUGAACUCCUUCGAGCAGCUCUGCAUCAACUACACCAAUGAGAAGCUGCAGCAGCUCUUCAACCACACCAUGUUCAUCCUGGAGCAGGAGGAGUACCAGCGGGAGGGCAUCGAGUGGAACUUCAUCGACUUUGGCCUCGACCUGCAGCCCUGCAUUGACCUCAUUGAGAAGCCAGCAGGCCCCCCUGGCAUCCUGGCCCUGCUGGAUGAGGAGUGCUGGUUCCCCAAAGCCACGGACAAGAGUUUCGUGGAGAAGGUGGUGCAGGAGCAGGGCACCCACCCCAAGUUCCAGAAGCCCAAGCAGCUGAAGGACAAAGCUGAUUUCUGCAUCAUCCACUAUGCUGGCAAGGUGGAUUACAAAGCCGACGAGUGGCUAAUGAAGAACAUGGACCCGCUGAAUGACAACAUCGCCACGCUGCUACACCAGUCCUCCGACAAGUUUGUCUCGGAGCUGUGGAAGGAUGAGAUGCAGAGCACCCAGAGAGCCUAUUUCUAUCAGCGCUUUCCUAUCCUCCACCUAGAACCAGUGGACCGCAUCAUUGGCCUGGACCAGGUGGCCGGCAUGUCCGAGACGGCGCUGCCCGGGGCCUUCAAGACACGCAAGGGCAUGUUCCGCACGGUGGGGCAGCUGUACAAAGAGCAGCUGGCCAAGCUCAUGGCCACGCUGAGGAACACCAACCCCAACUUCGUCCGCUGCAUCAUCCCUAACCACGAGAAGAAGGCUGGCAAGCUGGACCCCCAUCUGGUGCUGGACCAGCUGCGCUGCAACGGGGUUCUCGAGGGCAUCCGGAUCUGCCGCCAGGGCUUCCCCAACCGCGUGGUCUUCCAGGAGUUCCGGCAGAGAUACGAGAUCCUGACUCCAAAUUCCAUUCCCAAGGGCUUCAUGGACGGGAAGCAGGCGUGUGUGCUCAUGAUCAAAGCCCUGGAGCUCGACAGCAACCUGUACCGCAUCGGCCAGAGCAAGGUCUUCUUCCGGGCCGGCGUGCUGGCCCACCUGGAGGAGGAGCGGGACCUGAAGAUCACGGACGUCAUCAUUGGCUUCCAGGCCUGCUGCAGGGGCUACCUGGCCAGAAAGGCCUUCGCCAAGCGGCAGCAGCAGCUGACGGCCAUGAAGGUCCUGCAGAGGAACUGCGCCGCCUACCUCAAGCUGCGCAACUGGCAGUGGUGGCGACUCUUCACCAAGGUCAAGCCGCUGCUGCAGGUGAGCCGGCAGGAGGAGGAGAUGAUGGCCAAGGAAGAGGAGCUGGUGAAGGUGCGGGAGAAGCAGCUGGCGGCUGAGAACAGGCUCUCGGAGAUGGAGACCCUCCAGUCACAGCUUGUGGCCGAGAAGUUGCAGCUGCAGGAGCAGCUGCAGGCGGAAACGGAACUGUGCGCCGAGGCCGAGGAGCUGCGGGCCCGCCUGACUGCCAAGAAGCAGGAGUUGGAAGAGAUCUGCCAUGACCUGGAGGCCAGGGUGGAGGAGGAGGAGGAGCGCUGCCAGCACCUGCAGGCCGAGAAGAAGAAGAUGCAGCAGAAUAUCCAGGAACUGGAGGAGCAGCUGGAGGAGGAGGAGAGUGCCCGGCAGAAGCUGCAGCUGGAGAAGGUGACCACCGAGGCUAAGCUGAAGAAGCUGGAAGAGGACCAGAUCAUCAUGGAGGACCAGAACUGCAAGCUGGCCAAGGAGAAGAAGCUGCUGGAAGACAGAAUAGCCGAGUUCACCACCAACCUCAUGGAAGAGGAGGAGAAAUCCAAGAGCCUGGCCAAGCUCAAGAACAAGCACGAGGCAAUGAUCACUGACCUGGAGGAGCGCCUGCGAAGAGAGGAGAAGCAGCGCCAGGAACUGGAGAAGACCCGCCGGAAGCUGGAGGGGGACUCCACGGACCUCAAUGACCAGAUUGCUGAGCUGCAGGCUCAGAUUGCUGAGCUCAAGAUGCAGCUGGCCAAAAAAGAGGAGGAACUCCAGGCUGCCCUGGCCAGAGUGGAAGAAGAAGCUGCCCAGAAGAACAUGGCCCUAAAGAAGAUCCGGGAGCUGGAAUCUCAGAUUUCUGAACUCCAAGAAGACCUGGAGUCUGAGCGUGCUGCUAGGAAUAAGGCUGAGAAGCAGAAACGGGACCUCGGGGAAGAGCUGGAGGCUCUGAAAACAGAGUUGGAGGACACGCUGGAUUCCACAGCUGCCCAGCAGGAGCUCAGGUCCAAACGUGAGCAGGAAGUGAACAUCCUGAAGAAGACCCUUGAGGAGGAGGCCAAGACCCACGAGGCCCAGAUCCAGGAGAUGAGACAGAAGCACUCGCAGGCCGUGGAGGAGCUGGCGGAGCAGCUGGAGCAGACGAAGCGGGUGAAAGCCAAUCUCGAGAAGACCAAGCAGACCCUGGAGAACGAGCGAGGGGAGCUGGCCAACGAGGUGAAGGUGCUGCUGCAGGGCAAGGGGGACUCCGAGCACAAGCGCAAGAAGGUGGAGGCCCAGCUGCAGGAGCUGCAGGUCAAGUUCACCGAGGGAGAGCGCGUGCGCACGGAGCUGGCCGACAGAGUCUCCAAGCUGCAGGUCGAGCUGGACAAUGUGACGGGUCUUCUCACCCAGUCGGACAGCAAGUCCAGCAAGCUCACCAAGGACUUAUCCACUCUGGAGUCCCAGCUGCAGGACACGCAGGAGCUGCUGCAGGAGGAGAACCGGCAGAAGCUGAGUCUGAGCACCAAGCUGAAGCAGGUGGAGGAUGAGAAGAACUCCUUGAAGGAGCAGCUGGAGGAGGAGGAGGAGGCCAAGCGGAACCUUGAGAAGCAGAUCGCCACACUGCACGCCCAGGUCACCGACAUGAGGAAGAAGAUGGAGGACGGUGUGGGGUGCCUGGAGACGGCCGAGGAGGCCAAGAGGAAGCUCCAGAAGGACCUGGAGGGGCUGAACCAGCGCUACGAGGAGAAGGUGGCCGCCUACGACAAGCUGGAGAAGACCAAGACGCGGCUGCAGCAGGAGCUGGACGACCUGCUCGUGGACCUGGACCACCAGCGGCAGAGCGUCUCCAACCUGGAGAAGAAGCAGAAGAAGUUCGAUCAGCUCCUGGCCGAGGAGAAGACCAUCUCUGCCAAAUAUGCAGAGGAGCGUGACCGGGCGGAGGCGGAGGCCCGGGAGAAGGAGACCAAGGCGCUGUCUCUGGCCCGGGCGCUGGAGGAGGCCAUGGAGCAGAAGGCAGAGCUGGAGCGGCUCAACAAGCAGUUCCGCGCGGAGAUGGAGGACCUCAUGAGCUCCAAGGACGACGUGGGCAAGAGCGUCCACGAGCUGGAGAAGUCCAAGCGGGCCCUGGAGCAGCAGGUGGAGGAGAUGAAGACCCAGCUCGAGGAGCUGGAGGACGAGCUGCAGGCCACCGAGGACGCCAAGCUGCGGCUGGAGGUGAACCUGCAGGCCAUGAAGGCCCAGUUCGAGCGGGACCUGCAGGGCCGCGACGAGCAGAGCGAGGAGAAGAAGAAGCAGCUGGUCAGACAGGUGCGGGAGAUGGAGGCCGAGCUGGAGGAUGAGAGGAAGCAGCGCUCGAUAGCCGUGGCUGCUCGGAAGAAGCUGGAGAUGGACCUGAAGGACCUGGAGGCCCACAUCGACUCGGCCAACAAGAACCGGGACGAAGCCAUCAAGCAGCUGCGGAAGCUGCAGGCCCAGAUGAAGGACUACAUGCGCGAGCUGGAGGACACGCGCGCCUCCCGCGAGGAGAUCCUGGCGCAGGCCAAGGAGAACGAGAAGAAGCUGAAGAGCAUGGAGGCCGAGAUGAUCCAGCUGCAGGAGGAGCUGGCAGCUGCCGAGCGCGCCAAGCGCCAGGCCCAGCAGGAGCGGGACGAGCUGGCCGACGAGAUGGCCAACAGCAGCGGCAAAGGCGCCCUGGCCUUGGAGGAGAAGCGGCGCCUGGAGGCCCGCAUCGCACAGCUGGAAGAGGAGCUGGAGGAGGAGCAGGGCAACACGGAGCUGGCGAACGACAGGCUGAAGAAGGCGAAUCUGCAGAUCGACCAGAUCAACACCGACCUGAACCUAGAGCGCAGCCACGCCCAGAAGAACGAGAACGUGAGGCAGCAGAUGGAGCGCCAGAACAAGGAGCUCAAGGUCAAGCUGCAGGAGAUGGAGGGCACUGUCAAGUCCAAGUACAAGGCCUCCAUCACCGCCCUCGAGGCCAAGAUCGCACAGCUGGAGGAGCAGCUGGACAACGAGACCAAGGAGCGCCAGGCGGCCUGCAAGCAGGUGCGUCGGUCCGAGAAGAAACUGAAGGACGUGCUGCUGCAGGUGGACGACGAGCGGAGGAGCGCCGAGCAGUACAAGGACCAGGCGGACAAGGCGUCCACCCGCCUGAAGCAGCUCAAGCGGCAGCUGGAGGAGGCCGAGGAGGAGGCCCAGCGGGCCAACGCCUCCCGCCGGAAACUGCAGCGCGAGCUGGAGGAUGCCACGGAGACGGCGGAUGCCAUGAACCGCGAGGUCAGCUCCCUCAAGAACAAGCUCAGGCGUGGGGACCUGCCGUUUGUCGUGCCCCGCCGAAUGGCCCGGAAAGGGACCGGCGACUGCUCGGACGAGGAGGUGGAUGGCAAAGCCGACGGGGCCGAGGCCAAAGCUGCCGAAUAACCACCUCUUCUCCUCCUGCUGCCUGAGACGGACGCCGCCGCCGACGCCGCCUCCCCUUCCCAGCCCCCCGCAGCACCCCCUCCUCCCUCCGGGGACCGCUGUGACCGUGACCCCACCCCCUCGUCCCCCCAGGCCAGGGGACCUCAGGCCUCACCUCCCCGCCCGUCCACCCAGGCCUCCUUGAGGGCGUUUGGCUUCCUCUGCUGCAGCCCCUGCUCCCCCCCCACCCCCGCCCCGAAUCUGAUACCAAAGAGGCAGGGUCCUGGGCCCUGGCCCGGGAACAGAGCGACCAGCAGGAUUUCCUGCCCUCCCUUGCCCAAAAGCACAAAAUGGUGAGGUGAGGAGGGCAGGCCUCCGGGGAUGGGCAAGAGCGUUUUCUACGCAUCUAUUUUUCUUCAGACUAAGGAGUUUUGCCAGCCCGACGCCCUAGAACAGUUGUCACCUUCCCCCGCCUCCGCCACCAGCUCUCCCCUCUCCCUUCUUUGCUGUUGGCAAUCACACGCGGUGACCUCACGCCCUCUGCCCCACUGGCCCCCCACUCCCGUGGGCUCUGGGUGGCCUGGCACGAGCAGGCCCGGGGGGUCCACCUCUGUGCAGGGCACAGGACGCUGGGGAGGGAGGGGCACUCCUCCCCACCCCCGCUGGGCAGCGCCACCGUCGCCUUCCUGAUUCUAAAAUGUCUCAAGUGCAAUGAUGACCCCUUUCCCUCCUGGGCCGAGGGGAGCCCACCCCUGCCGCAGCGGGGCUGCUGGGCCAAGCAGACAGGGCCUAGGGGCCAAGCUGGAAAGGCCAGCAGUGGCCUCUCCCAACACUCUUGGGGACCAAAUAUAUUUAACGGUUAAGGGACUUGUCCUGAGUCUGACAGCCAGAGCAGUGGAAAGGGCCAGGGGAUCUCGAACCUACUCCAGGACGGGGGCCCGAGGGUAGUUGACCUGCACCGUUGACUCAGUAUAAUUCAAGACUCUGCCGUCUGCACAGGUAUUUUUAAAAGAAAAAAAAAAUUGUCUCUUCUCCCUCUAGCUGUAAUAAAUGGUAAAAUUCCAAGUCUUUAUCACUGCCUUUCCUUUGGAACCACGUCUAAAAGAGAGUAGCUUGUCCUAUCCUGGUCUACACUGGUGGCUGAAUUUCCCUGUAUUCCUAACUGUUUUGUAUAUGCUGCAUUUAGACUUACUUAUGGCAAAGAAAGCAUUUUUUUUUUUUAAGGAAACAAACUCUCAAGAAAUCAUGAAGGUAUAUAAAAGCUACAUAUGCCUAAAAAGCUCUGAAUUCAGGUCCCAGUUGCUGUCACAAAGGAGUGAACAGAACUCCCACCCCCACCCUUUUUUUAUAUAAUGAAAGUGCCUUAGCAUGGUUGCAGCUGUCACCACUACAGUGAGCUGGUUUACAGAUGUUUCCCACUGAGCGUCACAAUAAAGAGAACCUUGUGCUAUGA
Messenger RNA from Hippopotamus amphibius kiboko, 7603 nucleotides. It is a transcript of the gene MYH9, whose product is annotated as myosin heavy chain 9. The record is from RefSeq and is a predicted model, not a curated record. Gene Ontology annotation, cellular component: myosin complex. The coding region runs from base 226 to 6171 and encodes 1981 amino acids. The transcript is spliced from 42 exons. Lineage: Eukaryota; Metazoa; Chordata; Mammalia; Artiodactyla; Hippopotamidae. Gene Ontology annotation, molecular function: ATP binding; cytoskeletal motor activity; actin filament binding.